AUGAUUUCACUUCUGCUAACCCUUGUGGUUUACAACAUAGCUUCUGGCUUCACAAAAGUCAUGGAAGUGACCCAGCCAGCAUUCAUGGUGGUAAAGAGACCAGAGGCCGCCCACUUUGAGUGUAAAAUCAAGAACAUUGGCAAUGCUGAAGAUCUAAAAGUAACUUUACUUAAAGCAGAAGACAAUGAGUCAACUGAGAUCUGUGCCUCAGCCUUUACUAGGACUGGGAUCACAUUAGGCAGCAAGAAGGAAAACCACAGAUGCCAAGUUUAUCCUGGUCCUGACUGGGUAAAUGUAACACUUUUGGGUGUACAGUCAAGUGAUGCUGGUUUGUAUAUUUGCCAGAUUGAACGGAUAUCCCCUCCACCCUACUAUCCAGUCGAAGGAAAGGGGACCCAGCUCCUUGUCAUUGAUGUAGAUUCGUGCCCAGAUAAACAUCUCUAUCUUUGGAUCUUAGUACCAGUAGUUUCUGGGUUGCUUGGAUACAGCAUUUUAAUCACAAUCUUCAUUAUGGUGGACAUGGUAAGUAUCAUAAUACAACACUCCACAUGGGAAGCAAAUCAAGAAGAUUUAUUACUCUAA
This is a messenger RNA of Protobothrops mucrosquamatus (brown spotted pit viper), 582 nucleotides long. RefSeq names its product cytotoxic T-lymphocyte associated protein 4 (gene CTLA4). Gene Ontology annotation, cellular component: external side of plasma membrane. Lineage: Eukaryota; Metazoa; Chordata; Lepidosauria; Squamata; Viperidae. The coding region runs from base 1 to 582 and encodes 193 amino acids. The transcript is spliced from 3 exons. The record is from RefSeq and is a predicted model, not a curated record. Gene Ontology annotation, biological process: regulation of T cell proliferation; T cell receptor signaling pathway; negative regulation of regulatory T cell differentiation.